GGGUGGGCGGCGGAGCGCAGAGGCCGGGGGAAGGGCCAGGCCCCGCCGUGUCUCUGGGCGAUGGAGUGAGGGAGCGAGGCUCGGCAGCGGGAAGAUGGCCGGUGGCGGCGGCGGAGGCGGCUGCAGAGACAGCUUGUUUCUGGAAGCUUUGGAUAGAUCACAGUCCAGGAGAGAUGGAGGCUUUAAAAAUAAUUGGAGCUUUGAUCACACAGAGGAAAGUGAAGGAGAUGCAGAGAAAGAUGAGGCAAACCUGCUCAGCAUAGAUGACAGUGAUGGCCCUUUCAGUCCUAGUGAAGAAAGAAAGUCACUUCGUUGUCGGCCUGGAGCUGUCGGCACCAGUGGUGAGUCCAUAAAAUCCUACACGAGGCGAGGCAAAACUGGCAGCUUGAGACUUUUUAAAGGCAAUGCAAUCGGCCUCAACAUGAUGGGGAAUAGCAAGAAACUGAGUGAAAACACUCAGAAUAUGUCUUGUCCUGUAACUGUGGUUCACGGGAGGCGUUUUCACCAUGCACACGCGCAGACAGCAGUAGUAAAAACAGCAGCCCAAAGCAAUCUGGACCGAAAGGAAAGAAAAGAAUAUCCCCCUCAGCUUCAGAAGGUAGAUGCAGACCACAUCAGGUUACCACGGUCUCAUGGAGUGGACAGUAUAAUGGAAAACACAGAAGAGUCAGAAUCAGAAUCCGAAUCUGAAAUUAAGAGAAAGGUGCAACAGAAACGUCACUCCAAUUCCUAUCAGACUGACUUGACUUCUGCUACAAAAAAGUGCUUAACACAGCUGAAGCUUUUGGAACAAAUAGAUUAUUCUCCUGACUGCCCAAACUGCGGACGGGCAAAUGAAAACCAGACCAAAUGCCGACAUUGUGAAAGUCUUUCACUGAAGGAUUUACAGAGAGUCUCCAGACAAACUAUGACAUUAAGUGAAUCUAUGGGACCUUUAUCACGUUCUUCAAUACAUCAGAAUUCCACAGGGCUAAAAUCUUCAGGUACAGGGUUCAACACAAAGAAGUUUCAUAGUUCUGCUGUCGGGAAAGGCCCGACGGAUAUUCUGCUAAGCAAUGAAGUUGUGGGACAUUCUAUGUUGAGACCAAAUGGAAAAGUUGGUCUUAUAACUGGGACAAAAAGUCCUAAAAUGACAGGAAACUUAAGACAGAGGAGUACAAGACCAUCUGAACUAAACGAUCCAAUUGUUUUGUCUAGUGAUGAUGAUGAGGAGGACAGUGGCAGCACUAGGAGAAUGGAAAGCAUUUCACCUCGUCCUGCAGAUUCAGCCCGCUCCUCCCCAGCUCCUUCUACAGGAAAGGUGGAAGCAGCAUUAAAGGAAAACAGUUGUGGAAUAGAAAGAAUAGGUAGUAUAACAACAGAUACAGAAGUUGCAGUCACACUACCAAGAAAAGCAAGAAUGAAGGACCAGUUUGGAAACGUUGUGUCUAACACUCCAAUAAAGCGUCGUAAGGUUCUCUGUCAAGAGAUUGUAGCUGAGGCUGUACCUCUCAGUUACCAAACCCCCUGUGAAAGCGUCAUCCUCAACUGCCGCAGCAUACGGAUAGGAACCCUGCGAAGGAUGGUAGUGGAACCUGUGAUUUUUUGCCUGGAUUAUAUCAAAAUACGCCUAGAAAGCCAAGAGGACUCAGAAAGUGAUGUUCGGGAGAUCAACCUGAAAACUUCAGAGCUUACCAAAUGUGAAUGGUGUAGUGUCAGGAAGUUGCCAGUAGUUUUCCUACAAACAAUACCAUCAACCUGUAGUAGCCUGAGAGAACAACUGAAAAUGAGUAAAGAUAACGUCUGGUACGAAUGUAAAGGAGACAGUCAAGAAGAACAGUACAUCAUUUUGAUUUUUGAAACUGGUCUUGAUCCUGCUGCAAACUCAAUAUUUGAAAAGAUAAUUGCAGACAUUGGUAUAAGAAAUAACAUUUCUGACUUCUUUGUGAAAAUCCCCUUUGAAGAAGCCAACGGCAGACUUGUUGCUUUUACUAAGUGCAUGGAAGACAAUUCCAAAGGAAGUCCAUCACACAGAGAAAACAAAAUUAAAAAUGUUGCUCCUGAGUCCAAAGUGCAGCAGCGAAGUAAACAGCUGCCGUAUUUCGACGAUGAUGAAGAAAUUGGAGAACCACAUACAGUGUUUAUUGGGCCUAUAGAAAAGUUGAUAGUUUAUCCACCUCCUCCAGCAAAAGGUGGUAUUUCUGUGACCAACGAAGACCUCCAUUGUCUAAAUGAAGGAGAAUUUUUAAAUGAUGUUAUUAUUGAUUUUUAUUUAAAGUAUUUGGUACUUGAAAAACUGAAAAAAGAAGAUGCUGACAGAAUACAUGUGUUCAGUUCAUUCUUCUACAAACGCCUUAAUCAAAGAGAAAGAAGAAAUAUUCAUGAAACUUCAAACCUUUCCAUCCAGCAAAGACGGCACGGGCGAGUGAAAACCUGGACGCGGCACGUUGACAUCUUUGAGAAGGAUUUCAUUUUUGUUCCCCUGAACGAAGCUGCACACUGGUUUUUGGCUGUCAUUUGUUUUCCUGGUUUAGAAAAACCCAGAUAUGAACCAAAUCCCCACUAUCAUGAAAAUGCUACAACACAGAUGAAAUCUUCCUCUUCAGAUGGAGAGAGCAGCACACCAUCUCCUUUGCCAAAUGAGCUAGAUGCACAGAACUCGCCCUCCAAAUCCUCCACAAAGAAGACAUUGACCAAAAAGUAUAAUACAGCUUUAACUGACCCAAACACUGAACCAGAGGACAGUGAGUCUUCAUAUUGUAGAAGAAGUCCUUGCAGGGUAAAAAGUACUUUCAAAAAACUGAAUCAAAUAGACAGUGAUGUGGAAGAACCUAGCACUGUGGAAUCAGCGUACCAUAAACUUGACCAUAGGACUCCGGAUGAAAACGGGAUACAGGGUGAAUUCACUACUGCUAGCCAGUCCAUGGAUGGAUUGCACAAAAUCAGGCUAAACUAUAGCGAAGAUUCAGCUGAUGGCAGUAAACUAAAUGAAGAUGACCUCAUAGAUUUUUCUGAAGACCAAGAUAACCAGGAUGACAGUAGUGAUGAUGGUGGCCUUGUAGAUGACAACUGCAGUUCAGAAAUGGGACAAUGGCACCUGAAGCCUACUGUCUGCAAACAGCCCUGCAUUUUGCUGAUGGACUCACUAAGAGGCCCUUCCCGGUCAAAUGUUGUGAAAACACUAAGGGAAUAUCUGGAGGUGGAAUGGGAAGUCAGGAAAGGCAACAAAAGAAGCUUUUCCAAAGAUGUCAUGAAAGGUUCCAACCCCAAAGUGCCACAGCAAAACAACUUCAGUGACUGCGGAGUGUACAUACUGCAGUACGUGGAGAGCUUUUUUGAGAAUCCCAUUCUGAGUUUUGAGCUCCCAAUGAACUUAACAGACUGGUUCCCACGCCCAAGAAUGAAAACCAAAAGAGAAGAAAUAAGGAAAAUAAUCCUGAAGCUGCAGGAACAGCAGAACAAGGACAAGAAGGGACAGAAGGACCCAAGUUCAAUGGAUAGAUCUUUGCAGGAAAAAACAGAUCAACUUACCAGCAGCGGCUCAGACUGAACGUUGUAUCUGUUGCAUGUUAGCUCCACAAUCAAACCAGAAACAUACAUUUCUUUGUCUGCCCAAACGAAAGAUUUGGCAUACUCUCUGCUCAAAGUUACUUGGGAAUGUUUAAUGCCUGUAUAAAUGUGUGUCAUAAAAUGAUUUAAUUCCCACAAAGAUGUGUAUUAAGUAAGCAAGUCUGUACAUAUGUUAAUGAGGCCAACUUUUUUCAGCAUUUGUAAUUACUUCUUUUCCACUUGUUAGGGAGCUCUUUUUUGUUAUGUAUUUCUGUUAAUAGACCUUAAAUAGCAACUUCUAAACCUAAAGCAAAUAAAGACAAAUAUUUAUAGGAUGAAAUGGUUAACUUUUUCUUUUCCAGUAAAGGUGUACUGUUACAGGCUUAAGUAUCACAUAGGGAAUGAUUUGGUAGUGAGAGGAUUCAUCUUUUGACCCUGUUUAGUUGCCCUUUACAGGAUUGUUCUGCUUGCGCUACAAACAAUAAUAUGGGUGUCUCGAUGUACCAUGGCCUCAGAGGGUGGUUCCCAUCCUCCCAGUAUCUAAGUGUAGGCAGUGUAAUAGUUAAUAGGACUGCUUCAGAUUUGGGGUUUUUUAAAAGAUAACUCAUUGCAAUGAAAAAUUCCACCCUUGCUUUAGUGGGAGGGGGCUAGGGAAAAGGGGGGAGAAUGCUCUUUGAACAGGGAUGACUAUUCAAACAGUAUUAUAGAAGUGGUUUCAAUGAAGUGAUCUUGAGUGAUACUAUUAAAUCAUAUUUUGUGGAUCCCAAUUGUUGUACAGGUGUAUUUUGAGACUUUUUUCUUCAUUCUAAAAUUGUAUUUUGGUAAGUGUACUUGGAACAGCAGAUUGCCCACAUGACAUUUUCUAUGUUACGAUUCUGAAUGUUACAUUCAUAUGUGCUUUAAGUAAUGAACAGUUAAAAGAAAAACAAAAAAAAGGUGUAUGAUUACUAUUUUUUGUAAUAUCCACUCAAAAAAAAAAACCAAACAAGAAAACCCAAACAAAAUACUAGUGUUCAUUGCUUGCUUGCUUGUUUGUUCUUGGCUUGAGGUAGCAUCGGACUCAUGUUGGGAUUUGUUUGGGUCUUUGCAGCGUGUUUUGAUUUUACAGCAAACUCUCGAGUGUCAUCGUUGCUUAAACUGCAAACCUAGCCUCUUAGCCCUGUUACAGGAAGGCUUUCGUGUUCAGUGAGAAAGCAAGAGGUGGUUUGUGCAAGCAUGUGUGCAUUUACAGGCUUCUACAAACAGCUCUUUGAAGGGAACCAGAAACUCUCUCUUCCCAGGAAGGAAUCUGUCGGGGAAAGAGAGGGAGCUUCUAUCUCUGUGUACAUGGUAGCUGAUCUUUCUGUGGGGAAUGUCAGUUGUUAUUCCCUUCUCCCACAGAGAAUUCAUCACCUGAGUCCCCCGAGUUUAGUUUCUAUGCACAAGAUCAGUUCUAACCCAGUAUUCAGGUUCUCAGUGAGUUUCCAUUCUCACUGACCCUUGAAAACACAGCUGCUAGCAAGGUCGCUGCCAGGACGCUUCUGCACAGAUGACCAUCUCUGAAACUCUCUGUUGAAGGUUCACUCCCCCAGGCUGAGUGACUGCACACACAGCCACACAACCACAGGCUGCUAAUCCUCUGCACAGGAUAAAGUGAGAUUGAGGGGAGCUGUUCAUUCCCUCCUCUCUUUGUUCUUAGGGAGACCCUAGGGCCCAUGGAGAAUACGUAAGCACCACGUACAUCCAUUGUGUUAGAGAGAACUCCUACACAGCUUUCUUUGUGAAAGGCUGUAGGAGCAGUCUUCUGGACUACAAAUUAAAUCCAUAACGUGCACACCUCCCAGUUGCUUCCACCAUCAAACGUAGCUGGUGUUCUUGCCCUGCUGGGGGGAAUCUCUGAUUAAAUACUGUCAGAUUGUUUCUCUGCAGGGUCCUCCAUAUCUGGCUUUAGCACAACUAAAUGCAUAUAAAUCAGGGAUGGCUUGGAGGGAAGGAAGGAGUAGAAUUUAUUGGAAGUACAGAGAAGAAACAAUUGCAAAUAGAAUGUAUUCCUUCCCAGCCUGGGCUCACCCAAUUAUAUGCUCUACUUGUAUGGAAUGUAUCCAAAUUUGAUCAAUAUAUUAAUAGUUUUCCUUUUUUUUCCCCCCUAACAUUUGUGGUGUGGGUUCAUAAUCUGAUGCUGUUAGAACUAUUUGGUUUUCUUGCUAGGAUUGGUUUGGUGCUUCGUCUUUUUCCUUCCUCUUUCCUUCCUCCCCCUUUUUCAAAGCUGUGAAGAAAGUGUUUUGGUUUGUUAUCAUUUGAUGUUUGAAGGUCUCAUGAUCUUCAGUCAUAUCCAGCAAGCUAACAUACAUGUUAAAUAGAGGAAACUUAUAUUUUUUUUAAAUAAAAUUUUAUGUUAAUAGAAAAAAAAAAGGCAAACCAAA
This is a messenger RNA of Pogoniulus pusillus (Red-fronted tinkerbird), 5930 nucleotides long. It is a transcript of the gene SENP6, whose product is annotated as SUMO specific peptidase 6. Gene Ontology annotation, molecular function: SUMO-specific endopeptidase activity. The record is from RefSeq and is a predicted model, not a curated record. The transcript has 24 exons. Bases 95 to 3529 code for a protein of 1144 amino acids. Gene Ontology annotation, cellular component: cytoplasm; nucleus. Gene Ontology annotation, biological process: regulation of kinetochore assembly; regulation of spindle assembly; protein desumoylation. NCBI's taxonomy places the organism in Eukaryota, Metazoa, Chordata, Aves, Piciformes, Lybiidae.